Ostrinia nubilalis (European corn borer) is the source of this 4239-nucleotide messenger RNA. RefSeq names its product neuropeptide CCHamide-1 receptor (gene NGR-A15). Gene Ontology annotation, molecular function: neuropeptide receptor activity. Gene Ontology annotation, cellular component: plasma membrane. NCBI's taxonomy places the organism in Eukaryota, Metazoa, Arthropoda, Insecta, Lepidoptera, Crambidae. Bases 288 to 1448 code for a protein of 386 amino acids. The record is from RefSeq and is a predicted model, not a curated record. Gene Ontology annotation, biological process: G protein-coupled receptor signaling pathway. The transcript is spliced from 9 exons.
GCCGGCCGAACGGAGGCCCGUAGGCGCGAACUUCUAUGAGAUCGCGAAUCCGUGAUUCGAAAUUUGAAUUCAAAUUUUAAAAUUCAAUUUGGUUUUUGAACAUUAAAAUUCGAAAGUAGUGUAUUGUUUUUUUUGUAAGUAUUUUAUUUACGGACAGUUGGUGCGUUGAAAAGUUUUAAAAAGUUUCCAAGUGAGUCUAGUUUUACUGUGCGAAUGUUACGUGUUUGUGUUAAACUGAAAAUAGUGAAAUAACACUUCCAAAAAGUUUUCGUAAACAGUUAUGCAACAUGGAGGACUACAACGAGACCCUGGAGAUGAUGCUGAACGCAUCAGAGAACUACCAGUACCAGCCGUACUAUCUGCGACCUGAGACGUACAUUGUGCCACUGAUCUUCGCUCUGAUCUUCAUCAUUGGGGUGGUGGGAAAUGGCACCCUUGUGGCAGUCUUCGUACGGCAUAAGGCGAUGAGGAAUGUGCCGAAUACAUACAUCCUCUCCCUGGCUCUAGCAGAUCUCCUGGUCAUCAUUACAUGCGUGCCCUUCACUUCCAUCGUCUACACCGUGGAAUCCUGGCCAUGGGGUGACACCGUCUGCCGUGUCUCCGAAGCUGCUAAAGACGUCAGCAUCGGAGUGUCGGUGUUCACGCUGACAGCACUGUCAGCUGACAGAUACUUCGCUAUCGUAGACCCGUUGAGGAAGCUGCAUGCUACUGGUGGCAGUAAAAGGGCGACGCGAGUGACAGUAGCCACAGCCGUUGGUAUAUGGAUACUGGCUGGUUUGCUGGCAACCCCCGCUUAUGUCGGCUCUUACCUAAGGGCGUUCGUCGUCAACCCUACUACACAGUUCCUCGUCUGCUACCCCUACCCGCCAGAGUGGGGGGAGAACUACCCCCGCACGAUGGUGCUGAUCCGGUUCCUGGUUUACUAUUCGCUGCCGCUGGCCGUCAUCGCCCUUUUCUACGUGCUGAUGGCGCGCCAUCUCGUGUUGAGUACGCAGAACGUGCCCGGUGAGAUGCAGGGCACGCAGAGACAGAUGCGGGCGCGGAGAAAGGUCGCCCUCACGGUGUUGGCCUUUGUGCUCGUGUUCGCAGCGUGUUUCCUGCCCUCACACGUUUUCAUGAUGUGGUUCUACUAUUACCCAACAGCAGAGCAGGACUACAACGGCUGGUGGCACGGCCUCCGCAUCGUUGGGUUCUGUCUGUCGUUCCUGAACAGCUGUGUCAACCCCAUCGCCUUGUACUGCACCAGUGGCAUCUUCAGGAAACAUUUUAAUAGGUACCUAUUCUGCCGUGGAGGUUCUUCGCAUGCCACGCGAGGAUCUUUGUCACUCUCAACUUCUAGAAGAUUGCAUUCAAGUAGAAAAACUAACAUCAGUAUGGUUCCGAGGACGACAAGCGUGGGCCGCGAAAGCAGCAUCCGCCUCCUCAACAACGGUUCUUCAAAACUCUGAGGGCGGUGUUCGGGCCGCUGCCCUGCCAACAACAAUCAGGAGCGGUCCAAAGAGAACUACAGCAAGCGGCUGAUGUUCAAGGCAGAGAGCACAGCACCCUUCCCGAGGUGCUGCGAGAACGAAAACGGGGCUAAACUGGUGGAGACGAGUCUUGGGAAAGAGAGCAGCACUGAGAGCUUCUUUCUUCCUCUGGACAGCUCGUUCAAGUCGUGCUAAUUUUUACUCUAAUGCAUACGUGAAAUGGUUGGUGCCUCAAGUCACCGCGUGUCAUACGGUUAUGUUAUGCUAAUUUGGACUCUAAUAGCAUGCUCGAGAUUUAGUGACUCGUGGAAGAAGUUUCAUUGGACAUUGAUGUUGUUCUUCAGAUAAUCACGCGCCAUGAAAUUUAGUGUAUGUUUCGUGGAGUACAUUCGGUCACUUUUCCUAUUAUACCAGUAGGACUGUUGUAUAGGACUGCAGUUAGUUACGAAACAGUGCUUUGGAUUAUUGGUUAGCGUCCACCCUAACAUAGUGUCUUCGCCCUUGGAUAAUAUUAUAUCAGGAUAAAACAAAGACAGAAUUCAGCUUUGCAACCAAAUGUAGGUCAUACUCAUAUGGCUCUCAGGAACAAUAAAAUUGACUGGCAGACCUGGCUGUACGCUUUCUAUAAGGUCAGUAAUGGGUCCCAUCUCUGCCUACAAUAGUCAUCUCUGCUACAAUAUGUAGGCAGAGCUGGCCUACAAUGUUCCAAGGAAGAUUACAAUAGAGACAUAAACAAACACCAGUUUGUAAGUCUGCGGGCACGAAAUUGGCGACGGCCGAGUGACGGCGAUCUAUACAACUAAAUGGACAGUAUAAUAUGGUGACGCGCACGAAACGCGCGGUGGCGGAGGCCAUCGCAAAUCGCAAUACUACUCCUCAUAGCCGCUGCUCCGCUGUCACGUCGCGUCGCCGUCACGUCGCGUCGCCAUCGCUCGGCCUUCGCCAGUUUCGUACCCGCAGAAUAAUGUUGUUUCAAGAUCAUUACGUGCCAUACAAUUUCGGUAAGAGUAUUUGUUCCUAUUUUUUGUUAGUCCAGCGUCAACAAAGAUUCUUUGAUAAAUAUUUUCUUAAAAUUCCUCUAAUUCAACUAUGAUUACCUAAUUUAUGAUAGUUGCUUAUAACACCGCUAAUAAAUUAUUGGAUUAACUCCAUUAUCAUACUAUGCCGAGGUAGAGCAAAGUUCAGGACUAUUAACUUGUUAGGGUAAUUUAAUUUUCGAGUUAGUUUCGUUGAAAAUGGUCUGAAGAAUUUCGGUAAGAAGUAUGUCAUACUUUAUUAUGCUGAAAGGAAAAUGAAGAUGAUAAUAUUCGUGUUGAUGAAAGUUUUCUCUUACUUUUAGCUUUAAUUUUAUAAAACAUUGCUUUUAGAAGCUCUCUAAUUUUAUUUUUAACUUUCACGCAUUUGUAGGAAAAGACCAAAUAACGAAGUAAGUAAAGUCUUACAUUUAUUGUAAUUGAAAUGUAAAUAAUAAGUUAACACAUAAUAUAAAUAACUAACACUUGUGACGUUCUGGCGUACGUAUAAUAGUCUUCAUAAAAAAAUAUCCUUAGGCAUUCGACAUUUAGAUUUUUUUUUAUUGAGAGUGUAGUUAUGCUUUUAUUAUUUAUUUAUUAUUUACUCUGCAGUUAUAAUGUUACAUAAUAUGUACCUUAUUUGUACAGUUUUUCCAUGUGAGUUAGAUUUUUAAAGCUGACUUAAGUAAGUUGUAAAUCUACGAUUUAUGUUUACAGUGUAUCUGGUGCAUAGAAAACUUUAAUUUUAAUACACUCAUCGAAUCGUAUUUAUUUUGCUACUUAGUACUAAAAAUAUGCAAAACGGGUCCUCCUACCAAGCCAUAUUUUAAUUUUAUUUGGGUAAUGACCCCAAUCGUAAUUAUUUUUAUCACCUGUCAAAACAUAGUGAAAUCAUAGAUUUCAAUAUCAAUAGGAACUUGUGAGUUUGACGUUUUUGAGAAAAAAGUGUUUUUAGAGAAGUUGUGCCUUCUUUAGAGUAAUUUUAGUACCUACCUACUCAAGCCGAUAAAAUAUUUAAUAAAGCUCUGAAUACUUAUACCUUAUUGUUAUUUUCUUCAUAAAAAAAACAUAAUAUUUUUGUUGGUCUGAGCGUCAAACAUCUUGGUUACAAAAUAAAAUAAAUUUGUUAAAAUAUUUAGAAGGUAACUAGGUAUUGUAAAAUAUUAGUCAUUGAAUUAACUUUUAUCAAAUCUGUGUAAUAAGUAUUUUAUUAAAUAACAUUUGACUAAUCAUGUAGAAAAAUAAAUUGUUCACCGAAUUUCAUAACUAAGCAUAAGUAUGUAGUAGGUAAAUAUAACUUUACUAAAUAAAAUACUAAGUGUUAUAAAGUGCAUUUGUAAUUUUAAUUUAUACUUAGUCACUAAAAUUACAGGGUCUGGAUUUAUAAAAUAACAGACCAGAACGCGAAAGAAUUACGAAUGUUGUAUAAAAUGAUGUUGAUGUACCUAUAAAUAUUUAAUAUAGGUAAGCAGAUUUAUUAAUUAGAUUUAAAUAUGAACAAGUUUUUUGUAUUCAAUUUAUUGCAAUAUUUUUCACCGCUAUUUAAAAUAUUUAUACAUUUUUAUUGGUAAUCUUCAAUGGUGUGUUUAUUAUAAGAAAAUAUUUACGUUUAAAGUUCCUAUAAGUUUAUUUUCAAAUGUUUCCUUUGCAAAAAUAUAAAUAAAAAAUAUUAUAAAAACAUUUAGAUCAAGCAUUAAUUCGUGAUAAUUUGAUACAAAAAAGUUUUUUUUAUCCUUUAAUCCUUUAUAGUCUAGCUA